Pseudoliparis swirei is the source of this 691-nucleotide messenger RNA. The record is from the annotation of a RefSeq genome assembly. NCBI's taxonomy places the organism in Eukaryota, Metazoa, Chordata, Actinopteri, Perciformes, Liparidae.
AUGGCCCACCCCACCCAACUAGGAUUUCAAGAUGCAGCUUCACCUGUAAUAGAAGAACUUCUUCAUUUUCAUGAUCAUACUUUAAUAGUCGUAUUCCUUAUUAGCACUUUAGUACUUUACAUUAUUGUAGCAAUAGUCUCUACUAAAUUAACUAACAAAUUUAUCCUAGAUUCUCAAGAAAUCGAGAUUAUCUGAACAAUCCUCCCAGCAAUUAUCCUUAUUUUAAUUGCCCUUCCUUCCUUACGCAUUCUUUACCUUAUAGAAGAAAUCAACAGCCCCCUUCUUACUAUUAAAGCUGUAGGCCAUCAAUGAUACUGAAGCUACGAAUACACAGAUUAUGAAGACCUAGGCUUUGAUGCUUACAUAGUCCCAACCCAAGAUCUAAACCCCGGAGAAUUCCGACUAUUAGAAGCCGAUAAUCGAAUAAUUGUACCCGUAGAAUCCCCCAUUCGAAUACUAGUCUCUGCUGAUGAUGUCCUUCAUUCCUGAGCUGUACCUUCCCUCGGAAUCAAAAUAGAUGCAGUCCCUGGACGUUUAAAUCAAACAGCCUUCAUUACCUCUCGUCCUGGCAUUUUCUUUGGGCAAUGCUCCGAGAUUUGCGGGGCAAAUCACAGUUUUAUGCCCAUCGUAAUUGAAGCAAUUCCCCUAGAACAUUUUGAAAACUGAUCCUCUCAAAUAUUUAAAGACGCCU